UAGCAGUCAUAGCUUGCACUUUUUGACAAACAUUUUAUCAAGUUACAAGGGCUUACUCGUUCACUGUUGAAUAUGAUAAAGGAACCCAUUCCUGAAGUCGACAUGAGGAUGGUGGCCAAAAAUUCCGAGGCUCAUAGGCGGGGCAUUUUUGGCUUUGCUCCUCGGAUCGGCAUGGUCAGUGUCGACUACGACGAUCUGGACAGGAUCGACAACUUCUACUUGGAGACCCAGAGGUACCGAGACUAUUACCGCGACCCGCACAACACUCUGCACAAGCCGCCGCGUUUUCGGCAACAUCAGGGAAAGUGCGGCAUUAAACUGGACACCAGUGUCCAGCACUUUUCCCGGCCGAUCCGUUGGGUCAAGGAGGGUCAGCCGGUGCUCUAUCCUUAUUCCAAGGACACCGCCAUGAUGGUGGGCAUACCGAUUUCAUCCAUGAUCACUGGCCACUACGCCAAGUCGACUUGCGUUUCUUUUCUUCGUUAGGCAAACUAAUUUCUAUGCGAUUGCAGACGAGCUGAGAUUUUUUGCGAAGUCUUUGUUUCCCAUUAGGUGGCAUGUACUUGGUGGUCAGAAAGACGCUCGCAGAUCAACUCAAUUCAUUUGCCAGCAAAUCACAGAGCUCGCAGGAAAAUCUAAAGUCUUAACUAUUAAAAUACAUAUGUGAAUGAUAAA
This is a messenger RNA of Drosophila erecta, 675 nucleotides long. RefSeq lists its product as uncharacterized. The transcript has a single exon. The coding region runs from base 73 to 486 and encodes 137 amino acids. NCBI's taxonomy places the organism in Eukaryota, Metazoa, Arthropoda, Insecta, Diptera, Drosophilidae. The record is from RefSeq and is a predicted model, not a curated record.